AUAUCCGGAAUUGUAUUUCAGGCUUCCUGCAGAUUAAUAGGUAUCUUUUUUUCUUCUGUAAAUUUACAGUUCUGCAGCACAUAAAAUUUGUCUUUAUUUUUAUGUCUCUUUUUGUGUGAAUGAAAAAAAAAAAAAAGGGUUUCAGUGCUGUAUCUUUGAAGACAAAAAAAGUCUUGAAGAACAAUGUGACUCACUAACAACCCUACAGUAAUUCUUAACAAGUAUUUGCACAUUAAGUGCUUUCCUUGACAAGUUGUAUGCUUUUAAAAUCUGCUGGAUACAAGCUGUAGACCCUCCCUCACCACACCAAACCAGGCAUGUAACUGAGGGACCAGUGAGACCAAGUGUAAGCUAUUGUAGUAAUAAGUGGAAAGAGGAGUGAAAGAGAAACAUGGCUAGAGACUGGUUCACAUCAUCUCAAAUCUGCUAAUCUCAGAGAAACCCGAAAGUAGCUCCAAUCCUAACUGAACACUAUCAGUUUGGUUUGGGAAACCCACAUCUCUCACUUCCACAUUGCCUGCAGCCAGUGUAGAUAAACAAAUGGCAUCCUUGACUACUUAAUGCCUGUGAGACUCUCAUCACUUAGAUGAUUGCAGGUAUAAAGCAGAAGGUGCACUGCUGCUGUGCCUUGCUCUGAGUUUCCUCAUAGCAGAAGGCAAUUACCUAAUGUUUGCACCUUGGGCAUUCAUCAGUCUUGCAUGGAUUGAGCCCCAAAGCACUCGAUGGAGCUCCAGAGAGAUCAACAGAUCUUUCAGAAUAUGAGCAAGAGCCAGACCUGUAAGACUUGGAUUCAGUUCAGCAGAGCUCACUCAAACAUACAGGAGAAAAAUAAUGUUAGAUGCAGCACUGUCACUCAGAAAGAAGAAAAUGCUGGGUGCCACCACCAAGAUGAGAAGGAUUGAGAGAAAUAACAUGGCUUUCACAGACACGAUUCCGUAUUUGUUUGUACAGGGAAAAGACAGCAGGAGGAGGUGGCAAGACAAAGACAGUUUAUUUUUUGCCUUAUUGAAUUACAUUACAGAAUCAAACAGGAAUAAAAACUUUGAAGAGUGACUAAUUUAUGUGAAACUAAAUUCAUCAUUGCAAAUGUAGGUACAUUUUAUACUGUACUCAUUAAGGUAAUUUCUGAGGAGUGAGCUCAGCAGGCGACUUGUGAGCAAGGAAUUUCUAAGUACUGUACUUUGAUGGGAAGUACAAGAAGGAAGUGGCAAGAAGUACUCAAGACUAUGAUAUGGAGUGGAGAAUGGGCAAAAGGACACCAAUAGAAACCUUUCACAAAGAAAUCAGAUAGGAAGUCACUUAGUAUUGCAUGAGAGUCCAUUACGAACAAGUUGAAGAAACAAUGAGGUGAUGGAGGUGUAGACACAGAAACCAGACUGAAAGCCUUUUUUGUUUGUUUUUUCUAUCUUCACCACUGCUAUCAGUUGUUGUUUGCUGUUCAUAUGGCACCUUCCUAAAUGUGAAAAACAUAUAUAGGCCAGACAGGUAACAGCCAGGAACCCUAGAUUGUAGGGACCACUGUCUGUGCUGAGAGGAACAUGUUUUCUGUAAGUUUGAUAAUGGCAAAAGAACGAAGCAGAUGUGGUCAUGAAAAGAAAAAAGUUGACCAGAUCAUGCAUCAGAAAAGACAGCUGAUUAAGUUCUAGUGAGGUAGUGCUAGCUUUUCAUUAGCCCAAGUGUGCUUCAGAUUAAAUAUUUCUUACUCUUGCUGUUUACCAGUAGCCCAGUUUUACAUGCUGUUUACCAUGACCAGUAACAUGGUGAAUUGCCUCCAUUGCCACACACUUACAUCAGACUACACAGCAUCAUCAGUUCUAAACAAUUCUUAGUCCUGUUAAUGAUAUUAAGUGAAGUUCUUAUAUAAAAUAAACAUUCUCUUGUCAAAUCUACAUCACUGGGGUACUUUUUAGGCUAGAUGUACUAUUAUUACUUGGAAUUUUCCACCAUAUGGGCUGGCAGAUUUCUUUCCAUUAUCAGUUGGCUCCAGUUCCUAAUCAGAAGGAGAAAUCACAGCACUGCAGGUUAUGAAAUAAUGGAAAAUUCCAUCAUUUCAAAAGUGUGGUUACUGAUGGGAAAGUGAUUGCUUUUCCUAACUCUUGUUUGCUUCAUGAAACAAUGACUGCAAAGUUCAGCUUUGGGCAAUUGAAUACUACAUUGCUCCUUUGCAAAACACUACACUCCUCUCUUAUUUUGGCUCAUACUUUGUUUUAAUUCUUUAGGUAAAAUUCUGGCCUCACUGCAGGCAAUGUGACUUAAUUGAAGCAAGGAUUUCAGAUCUCUUUUCUUACAGAUCUUCGAGUGGUGGUACUUCCGCAAGUACGGCACCUCCUUCAUCGAGCAGGUCUCGGUGAGCCACCUGCGCCCCCUGCUGGGCGGGGUGGACAACAGCGCGCCCAGCGCCGCCAGCGCCGCCGGCGGGGACGCGGACUCGAGCCGCCAGAGCGUCUCAGAGUGCAAAGUCUGGCGAAAUCCUUUAAAUCUGUUCAGAGGAGCUGAAUAUAAUCGGUAUACAUGGGUAACAGGAAGAGAACCUUUGACUUACUACGAUAUGAAUCUUUCAGCACAGGACCAUCAGACAUUCUUUACCUGUGACACAGAUCAUUUACGGCCUGCAGAUGCUAUAAUGCAAAAAGCCUGGAGAGAGAGAAACCCUCAAGCACGAAUUUCUGCAGCACAUGAAGCUUUGGAAUUGAAUGAGUGUGCUACUGCUUAUAUUCUCUUAGCUGAAGAGGAAGCAACAACAAUUGUAGAAGCAGAGAAGCUGUUCAAGCAGGCUCUGAAAGCUGGAGAGGGCUGUUACAGGCGCAGCCAGCAGCUACAGCACCAUGGUGCCCAGUAUGAAGCUCAACACAGAAGGGACACCAAUGUGUUAGUAUAUAUUAAAAGAAGGCUGGCAAUGUGUGCAAGGAAGCUGGGAAGAACCAGAGAAGCAGUGAAAAUGAUGAGAGAUUUGAUGAAGGAGUUUCCCCUUCUCAGCAUGUUCAACAUCCAUGAAAACCUGCUAGAGGCUUUGCUGGAACUGCAAGCAUAUGCAGACGUCCAGGCAGUCUUAGCAAAGUAUGAUGAUAUAAGUUUACCAAAAUCAGCAACAAUAUGCUACACAGCUGCAUUGCUCAAAGCCAGAGCUGUCUCUGACAAAUUUUCUCCAGAGGCUGCCUCAAGGCGAGGGCUGAGUACCGCAGAGAUGAAUGCAGUAGAAGCUAUUCACAGAGCAGUAGAAUUUAAUCCACAUGUGCCAAAAUAUCUACUAGAAAUGAAAAGCCUAAUUCUGCCCCCUGAACAUAUUCUGAAGAGAGGGGACAGUGAAGCAAUAGCGUAUGCUUUCUUUCAUCUUCAACACUGGAAAAGAGUAGAGGGGGCAUUGAACCUCUUACACUGUACAUGGGAAGGCACUUUCAGAAUGAUCCCCUAUCCACUGGAAAAAGGACAUCUUUUCUACCCUUACCCUAUUUGUACAGAAACUGCAGAUAGAGAACUGCUACCAUCAUUUCAUGAGGUUUCAGUUUAUCCCAAGAAAGAGCUUCCCUUCUUCAUCCUCUUCACUGCUGGACUCUGCUCUUUCACAGCCAUGCUCGCCCUCCUGACACAUCAGUUCCCAGAGCUCAUGGGGGUCUUUGCAAAAGCUUUUCUCAGCACCCUCUUCGCCCCUUUAAAUUUUGUGAUGGAAAAAGUAGAAAGUAUCCUGCCCUCCAGCCUGUGGCACCAGCUGACAAGGAUCUGAGGGAGCAUGCCCGCUGACUGACUGCUAUGACAUCUUCUGUGCCAACCUUUUGUUGACCACAAGAAAGCAUGAUAAAAAAGGGAAGCAGUUAUAAGACUUAAAAACUCUUCAUGGAUUGUCUGUUCUCAUAUAAAAACUGUUUUGUUGUACAAAAUACAUUGAUGUUAGGUUCUAUUAUAUUUUGCCUUCAGAAAAGAAAAAAAAAUAAACUUUUGUGUAUUGUA
This is a messenger RNA of Onychostruthus taczanowskii (white-rumped snowfinch), 3945 nucleotides long. It is a transcript of the gene ST7, whose product is annotated as suppression of tumorigenicity 7. Bases 2549 to 3721 code for a protein of 390 amino acids. The record is from RefSeq and is a predicted model, not a curated record. Lineage: Eukaryota; Metazoa; Chordata; Aves; Passeriformes; Passeridae. The transcript has 14 exons.